Messenger RNA from Cladophialophora carrionii CBS 160.54, 1425 nucleotides. RefSeq lists its product as uncharacterized. The coding region runs from base 1 to 1425 and encodes 474 amino acids. The record is from RefSeq and is a predicted model, not a curated record. Lineage: Eukaryota; Fungi; Ascomycota; Eurotiomycetes; Chaetothyriales; Herpotrichiellaceae. Gene Ontology annotation, cellular component: RNA polymerase I complex. The transcript is spliced from 2 exons. Gene Ontology annotation, biological process: RNA polymerase I preinitiation complex assembly; nucleolar large rRNA transcription by RNA polymerase I; transcription elongation by RNA polymerase I. Gene Ontology annotation, molecular function: DNA binding.
AUGGAAGGAAAGAAAAGAAAGGUAGCCCCGACUGCGGCACCGGCCGAGGGUGAAAGACCUUCCAAGAAGGCGCAAACUGGCACCGUAAAGGUCACCCACCUCAGCGCCCCAGAUAUUGCUCAACCAGUCGUCGUGACCUCUCCUGGGGUGGCGCUUCCGUCAGACCUCGCCUUCACCGGCUAUUCCAAGAAAGAGACAAGCGGAAGGUCAAGCCUCCUCCUUCAGUCUUCCGAACAUCCCACGAUCGACUAUGUCGCAACCGAGAGCGGCACGACCAGCGCCGCCGACAAACACCUCAAGCACUAUGUCGCCAUAUUCGACGCAGCGUCGAACAAGCUCAAAGUCAUGGAAGCGAAAAAGAUGACCGUGAGGAGUACGGUCCGCGUCCCAGACAGAGAAAGUGAGGACGAGGAGGAAGCGGAAGUCAAAGCCACGCCAUCGUCUCGCGCAGCACUAACCCAAGCCUUUGGCACCAAGAAAUCAAAGCGAGCAGUCGCGUCUAUGGCUGAGAACCGACUCCUGGCCCGUGACGGCGAAACCGACAACCCAGUCUCCGCUGCCAUCCUCAACUCAAUCAACCACGAAGAAGAGGACGACUCAGAGGCCGGCCUCGCCAGCGGGUCACUAACGGCACGAGCCAACAAGCCUCUGCCCCCGGUAGACCUAAACACCACCGACAUCUCCAAAGUGUACGACCUCUCCCAGCUGGUGCAUCCCGGGCCGUGGAAAACCACGCUGUCGCAGAUGCAAAUCGCCUUCUGGCGCGACUGCAUACAGAAGAACAAACCCAUCCCCAGCAGCCUGCGCUUCAUAGCGACACGCAUCAGCUACCUCGGACCAAAACACCUCAAAGACCCGGACAACACCGAAAUCCUCCAGAAACUCCAACUGCUGCGGUACAUCCAGCUGCUGGCCGAGAUCCGCAAGUACGUCUCCCACCAAAGCAGCCGCAGACCCAUGCUCCCCGUGGAGAAGUGGCCGCAGGGUACAACCAGCGACACGGCGCUUUCCACGGCCUUCAAGGCAAGACUGGUGUCCCACUUUUUCCCCAGCCGGACUCCCACCGUGUUUGCCAAAACUCUGCUUACCUCGACGAUCCUGGCCCUGACGCUGCACAUUCCGCCCCCGAAAUUCACACCGGGUGACACCCCAAGCAUGCUCUUCACGGAGCCCAGCGAGAUCACGCUCGACCUGGGCGUGCCCGCGGCAGAAAUCAACAAACUCUACCGAGAACUAGGCUGCAAGUUGGAGAGCAUGACCGACGCAGAGUUGAACAAGUACGGAUGGAACAAAAUCGCGCGGCCACCGAAAAAGGUCGACGAGGAGACAGGUCAGAUUGUCAAGCUGGCGAAGCCCAAGUUUGCGAAGUUGAGGUUCCCCAUUGAUUUUCCCAAGGUCAGCGCGGGCAGACCAGGAAGGAGGUAA